ACGCGCACUCCACAGGCUGAUUGUGAACCGUGUUGGCGCCGGAGGUAGACGAACGAGGAGCGGAGCGGCGCUGAACGCGGCGUGUGUGGAGAACUGCGGAUCCAUCUCUCGCCUCAUCGGCAUUGCGCGCCGUGCGCCAGAGCGAGCACGCAGCGCGACGACGACGAGCGCCGAGAACUGGCCCGACCGACGUUUCGCCAGUGAACGAGCGCCGACGAGCCGACCGAUUCGCUGACCGAACAUAACCGUAGUUUUUAGUGUCGCGCUUCAGUUCAAUGAAAAUUAUCAUCGCGGUCUAGUUGGUUUGAUGUUGUUGCUGAAAAAUGGUGGUGUUAACCAGAAGCGGGACCGUCUGUAGAUUCUACUUAAAGACAAACCAUGACCGAUACUUCUGAAGAUGGCAAUUACCUCGUGCGUGUACGUGCGCAGGUGAUGUCGCGGGAUGACAGCUCCGGCGGUUGGGUACCGCUCGGCGGCGGCGGCCUGAGCAACGUUUCGGUGCGAAAACGACCGCGCGUCUCGUCGUUGACGCAGGGCCCCGAGUCCUCGAAGCAAAAGCACGACUAUCUCAUCCACGGAAUGCGGAUCAGCGACGAAUGCCAGGUGCUGGCGUGCACGAUCAAGAAGGACUUUGUCUACAACAAGGUGAUGCCCACCUUUCACCACUGGAAGACCGAGGACAAGAAGUUUGGCCUCACCUUUCAGACCGCCGCCGACGCGCGCGCCUUCGACAAAGGCGUACGCAGCGCUGUGGAGGAACUGCUGGACGGUUAUUCGGACGUUUGCCCACAAUCCGCCUACCAAAAUGAAAUGCUUAAAGAUGUUGGAGACGAUGACGUUUUCAUGACAUUAAAUCUACCACAAGAACCCUCGCGGAGUUCGAGCGAUUCGAGCAGCAAAGGAUCCGAAACUCUUCAUCAGCAACAACGGCAAUACAUAACCAGUACAAAGGACAGGCCAGAGUUGAGACAGCUUGUUUACGAUACGCCAACCAAGGGCACUGCGGGGAGCGAACAUGAAAACGGCGGCGAGAAAAGUGAUAAUUAUUCGUACGUGCAGCUGACGUCCGUGCACGAGUAUAUGUACCCGAUCAUGCCGGACGAACAGCAGAAGCCUAGCCCGGGUCGACGCGACUCAGCGUCCAGUCUGAAAAAGUCAGUGGAGAUGGUGAGCACGGCACAACCGCCCGCGUCGCAUUUCAAGAGUGGCAAAGAAAAGGGUGGCGUUGGUGGGCUUGGCGCGGGCGCCGGCGGCAGCACGCGCAUCAAGUAUCGCUGCCGGUACUGCCAGGAGCUGUACUUCGAGGACCAGAAUCGACGCGGCGCCUGCGAUGAGGCGCCCGAUGGUUGCAAGGCGGGCAUCGAGAAGAUCACCUGCAUCAGCUGCGCCCAGUGCGUCAGCUAUCAUUGCGCCUCGGACGCCGAGGGCGACUUCGCGCAGCAUCCGUGCGACUGUUCGGACUAUAACUGCGGCAAGCGGUGGAUAUGCCUGACUUUUUUAUCGCUCUUCGUGCCCUGCCUGUGGUUCUAUCCGCCGCUCAAGUUGUGCCAUUGGUGCGGCGUCAAGUGCGGAGUGUGCGGCGGCAAGCACCACGUGACGCAGAACUGAAUCGACGCGCGCUCCGCGUUCCAUACUAGCGUAGAAUAACAACACGAAGCGUAAUACAUUUCAACUUCACGACAUUUAGAUUCUCAUUCGCAUUCGAAUUCGAUGACGAUUUAGAGUUAACUGACACUGAGAGAGAGAGAGAGUGGAAGUGACAAAGCAGCGACGGCGUUGUAUAUUUUCGAUAAUAAAACAAAUGAAUGCUUCAAUUUAGUGUAUAUGCAUGUUCUAUUCGUACCAAAUCUACUAAAUACUUUAAAUGAAUCUAUCGUCCAACAUAAAUACCUUACGAAAAGAACCAAUUCACUCUCGUGCGUUUUGUUCGGUUCUCUCAUCCGCAUCGCAAUCUCCGGCUUGAACAAUAUUAUUGAAUGCUCACCCAUCGGUUGUGAACGCCUCUCGGUUCAUCUCCAACUUCUAUACUUAAAUACAGCCAUCGUAUGCAUAUAUGUUGAACGCGGUAUCUCUAUUACGAAUUUUAAGAUGUAAAACGACUUUAAAUCUUCGCCAAGGAUGCAAUCUAACGAAGGCGCGCGACUCGUCCGCGCCGCCAACCCAGUCGCAUCCGAAGAUAACCAAAGUAAAAUGCUAAGCAACAAAUCACUUAAUUUAUUUAAGCGCAUUGUGAUUUCUCACUUUAAUUAUUAUUUUUUACGUUUUUAUUAUUAAUAUAUUUAAAAUAAGACUGCGUACGUUCAAAAUAAAAUAUGAAGAAGAAAAUGAUGAAGCAACACACAAACACACACACACCCUAUUUAGCUCUUAAAUGUCAUAUUUACACUCUCGUCGUACAUAAAUUACUCGUAAUACAUUUGUAAUUAAACUGCGGACUGCGCGCUCGGACGCAGGCCGGCCCGACAACCAAAUACAGUUCACACUAGAGACUUGUGUGUACAUAUGCUUGUAGAAUACGAUCACACAAACAAAAUACCACACGCGCUUCGCAUGUCGCGAGCGUGUCACAUUGGAUGUGUUCUAAAUGUUCUAAACACAUUGCGCGAAACAAGCAGAGAUGAACUUUGUCGACUUGUUUUCUUAUGCGAACUGAAAAGACCAGCACCCGCGGCACACGGUCGCAGUCAUAAUCAAUUACUGCCAAUUUAUUAUUAUUAUAAAUAUAGUAAUAAACUCUCAAAGUCUGUGGACGCGCGGAGAAGAAUAAUAAACCUUAACGAAUGUGUCGCCAUAGAAUAACAAACGAUGAGACCGACCUUAAGAUGUAACAAAAUACACUCACUUCACCACAUACCAGCACCAGCUUACAGCUACGUUAUACUCGAAUCACAUAUUUGUAUUGUAUAUCAAUUCUCUACAUCGGUGGUGCCUUAUUUUCGCAACAAAAAUUGAAAUUGCCAAAUCAAAAUACCAAUUUAUGUGAAUCAGAUGUUUGUGUUUGUCAUUCGAAUCACGUUGCUGUUAAUUGUUUGUUGCAUCGUUGCGCCACACGGAUAUCAUUCUGUUUUCAAACUGACCACAAGAUUCACAACACCACGCACAUACACACGAGACGGACGUCAUUUCGAUUCUUUGAAUGAUCUUAAUCGAAUUUUCUCAUUGAUGCAUUAUGUAAGAUUUUAAGCAUAGGCGCGAAACAAAACAUAAAUUAUCUCCAGGGUUUCGAUCAACACGACAUCAAAAAUACAAUAAACGCGUGUGAUCCAGCGACCAUUUUGCGAGUGUAAAUUAUCGGGGGGCAGGACGGUGUUUUCUAAACUUGCGACAUUUGCCGACUGCCAUUUGAAGAAUACGAAUUAUAUGAGAAACAACUAUCAUCAUACGAAACAAAUACUAAAAAACACACAAAUUGUACAUAACAAGAGAUUCUAUUAUUAUACAUAUACAUAUAUUAUUAUAACAAUGCAAAUGUACAAUGCGAAAAACGAAUAGUACGAAAAAUAUGAUGACGAGACAAACACGCAGACCGAGCGUCGUCUCACUGCGAACGCGCAUAAUUAAGUUUUCGUAAAUUUUAAUAAACGGCCGAACAAAUUACAUAUAUGGAACACUGCGUUGUUUUGUGUAAUUUGUUCGAGAAAUUGUUAUGUUGCAAGUGUAAAAGGUGUCUAUGUCAUAUUUCCACGGGCUCGGGGAGUAUGUAGUCGCAUUUUGCAGAGUAAAAUGUUCGUACUCAGGCUUGGAACGAAUAAAAUUGUUCGUGUCGAAUCUGGGUCUCAUGCGGCGUUCGCACUGAGACGCGUUUCUUUGUAUUAUAGCCGCAAUCUGCUGUAUUCUAGGAAACCAAACAAAGACAACACAAUGAAGUUUUCGCGUUUUAAAAAUUAUUAUGAGAUGAGACAAAACUGAGAAAUAUAAAUAUAUAUUAUGAAACCUGAACCGAGUGGAUCUUGGCGUUCAGGAUAUAUUAUAGUAUAUAUAAAUAUAUAUUAUAUAGAAGAGAAAUGAAAAUGAGAACAUUAAUGUGUAUAUAAAUGUUAAAUUAAAUACAGAAAAUAUAAAUGCAA
Molecule: messenger RNA, 4067 nt
Organism: Dalotia coriaria
Lineage: Eukaryota; Metazoa; Arthropoda; Insecta; Coleoptera; Staphylinidae
Gene: Spred
Product: Sprouty-related protein with EVH-1 domain
Exons: 5
Coding region: 379-1608 (409 amino acids)
Biological process (GO): negative regulation of MAPK cascade; multicellular organism development
Cellular component (GO): membrane
Molecular function (GO): protein kinase binding
Source: RefSeq, a predicted model, not a curated record